Cladophialophora immunda is the source of this 4507-nucleotide messenger RNA. RefSeq lists its product as uncharacterized. Gene Ontology annotation, biological process: positive regulation of transcription by RNA polymerase II. Gene Ontology annotation, cellular component: nucleus. Bases 530 to 2599 code for a protein of 689 amino acids. The transcript is spliced from 3 exons. Gene Ontology annotation, molecular function: transcription cis-regulatory region binding; DNA-binding transcription factor activity, RNA polymerase II-specific; zinc ion binding. The record is from RefSeq and is a predicted model, not a curated record. Lineage: Eukaryota; Fungi; Ascomycota; Eurotiomycetes; Chaetothyriales; Herpotrichiellaceae.
GGUUCCCCUCCUCCGCCAUCCCAACCACCAAUACUGGAUGGGCGUCUCCAGGCGCAGACGCGAUAUUCAUAGAUACACCUCCUCCAACAUGUGCCGCCCCUCUCUCUCAUUCGUCCUCGAUGCAGACAGUUGUUUCUUACAACCGGAUCCUUUCCUCGACCUGCUCGGAGCCUCAUCGUACUUGCAUGAUUCCUCCCCUCUACGAUCCAAAUAUAGCUCUCUCCACCCUUUGCGAGCUCUUCGAAGUCUCUCAUAUACACCAUCCUCGGCCAAUGUCGCCGUGACUUCCUUCAAGGCAGACCGUUGCCCUCGCUGUUGUCCCUUCACCUCGUCGACAAUCCCCCGUUAGACCCUGCGGAUACUGCUGGACAGUGUUCGCGACCAUUCCCUCGUAAUAAUUAACAGCAGCGCGGUUCACCGGAUCCUAUCCUGUCAUUGCCGUCCUUGAUAUCUGCGUCUUGUCGUUGUUUUCGUGCGCCGAACGAAGAAGACUAUACACCGAAAUCACCCGUUCCCAGCACUAUCAGCAAUGGCCUCUGGAAACGACAAGAAGGCUGCUCCCGCGACGAAGGACUCGCCCUCAACCAAAUCCUCCAAGAUGCACAGACGAUCGAGAUCAGGGUGCUUCACAUGUCGUCUGCGACGCAAGAAGUGUGACGAAGGGAAGCCCAAAUGCAAGGCAUGUAGACACUUGGGCCUUGACUGCGAGUACAAACGACCCCACUGGUGGAGCAACAACGAGACACGGAGGAAGCAGAAAGAGCACAUCAAGACUAUCAUCAAAAGAACAAAGACAAGUGAGAAGAAUACGAGUACUCAAAGUCAAUAUGCUCUGAACAAUGCCGCACAAUCUUACUCGGAGGACUCUCAAGAUGAGUACGAUCCUACCUUCGACCCUUCCUUUGCGACCACUCCAGGCCUCUUCGACCCAUAUGGUCCCAACAUCUACAUGCCUCCCGACACGUACGGGCAAGCAGUACCCUGGGAGGUGGAUGUCAAGACGGAGCGCCACACCUAUGUCAAUGACGAACUCACUCGCCGUGACUCGUCGAUAUCAACCUUUAGCACCUUCUACCCGCCGCCUGCCCAUGCCACGUUGCCGUCGUAUACUGGAGACGACUGGGUCCAGCAAGACAUUUUCGAGAGCCGACAGGACUCCUGGACCGAAGGAGAUUUUGACUUCAACAACCUCGACCUUCCCCACAUCGCGCACCAAUUCGAACCUCAAUGCUCCCUGGUCCAACUCGAGGAUUGCGACCAACCACUGUUCGAGCACUUGCUCCAAAACGUGCUGCCGCUGCUAUUCCCCGUCCUCGAAGCCUACCAGCAUGGAUCAGUUCGCUCGAAUGUGAUAUUGCCUUCGCUGGAAAACAACAAGGCAUACCUCCACUCCUGCCUUCUCGCUGCCGCUACUCACAUGAAGGGCAACAGACAAUUCCCGAACCACACCGCGGACGACGAUGCGAUGCGCCAUAAGCUUGCCUUUGUGACGAUUGUGGUCGAUGCCCUCAAUAGUGAUAGCCAGCACAAUGAAAUGCUCGAUGCGCUGCUCGGAAUGAUCUCGAUGCAAGGCUGUGUCGGGUCGGCUCUGGACCUCGAGAAGGAACUGAUCCCCUGGCACCAGCAUUUCCAGGCCGCCGCGGACAUUGUCCAGAAGCUCAACCUGCCGCAGAACUUGGAGAGCAAUGCCCCGACCGGUGGUCAUCCUCCGUUCAACAUGAGUCUGACCGCGUGGAUCGACAUUCUGGGCUCGACGAUGCUCGGAAAAGCCCCGCGCUUCUCCCACACCUACAGGAACAUGUUCUUCGCCGGCGCGUCGACGGGGCUCGAGAGACUCAUGGGCUGCAACGACUACGUCAUGUACCUCCUGUCGGAGGUGGCGUGUCUCGACUCGCUCAAGGUCGAGGGCAAACUGGACGACUUUGGGAUGUGCAGCCACAUCACGUCGCUGGCGGGCACGCUGGACUCGAUCGAGCCGCAAGAAGCCCCGCAGCUUCCCUUCAACAAGGCCGGCGUGCUGCGACCGAAGCAGCUGACCAAGAACAUCACGGCCGUCUUCCGCAAGGCCGCCCGCGUGUACCUCUGCUCGCUCGUGCCCGAGCACAACCGCUACCAGCCCGCGACCGUCAACCUGAUCUCGCAGAUGGCCGACCUGCUCCACUUCAUCCCCUCGGGCCCCAAUGGAUUCGACCGAUGUCUCGUCUGGCCCAUGCUCAUCUGCGGCGCGAACUCGAUCCCGGCCUCCCCGUUCCGCCGGGUCCUCUCGGAGCGGUGCGACGCGCUGGGCGAAGCUGCCGACCACGGAUCCUUUGGACGCAUGGUGCGCCUGUUGCACGAGGUCUGGAGACGCAACGACGACGUGGUGGUCUCGGCCGGAGUCUGUGAAGCCACCCCCGUGACGGCGGGGAGCCCUGGAGGAUCGAUCUCAACGCCCAUCGCCGCAGCCGCCGCGGCCACCGGAGCCGGAAACCUGGCAGGAGCCUCUUCUUCUUCUUCGUCUUCGACGACCGCGACCGCGACAACAGCAGUACCGAGGAACCAGAACGUCCACUGGCGGGACGUGAUGCAGCAAAACAAAUGGGAUUUUCUCCUGAUCUGAGCGACCCCUUUUCUCUCUCUCCCUUCUCACAAAGUCCAUUGACUGCGAGUUUUACCAUUUGCGGCUCUUGACGUUGUAGAGGCUUCGCUCGGUCUUGAUGGCCGCGCUCCUCUGCCGGGCCGCAAACCGUUUACUCCUGGACACGGGAAACGCGGGAGAGAGGAGAGGGAUGUCCUUGCACCAGGACGACGACAUUCAUUUUUGGGAAAGGACCACGGAAAAAAAAACCCCGACGUUAAUUGUCCUUUAUCAAGUGACAACUAAUUUCUUCCACUCAUUUUGAUGACUACGCCUCCAUUACAUUUGGAGGGGAAGAGUAAUCUUUUCUGGAAAAGGAUUAAUAUUACCACAACCUCUCCCAUAUAUCUGCAUCCUGGUCUGGGUCAAAAAAACCAUCGAACAGCCAAACCUACCAAAAAGUUUUAUUUGCGUUUCCUCGGACAGCAUUGACGACGAUGUUAACGCGGCGUUUUUCGGAAGAAGAAGAAGAAGACAGAUUUUCCCCAUCCCCCAGCAGGUUCUCUGGCUCCGGCAUGGACUGGUCACAGGCGGCGGGCGACGGACGGCGCAGGGCGCAAAAGGUAUCCCCCUUUUUCCAAACCCCGUUAUAUCGCAUGUGUAUUGUACACGUCGGGGAAAACAGGGCGAAAAGGCCAAGGCAGCAUUGCCCUUACACAGAGUCACAGUACAGACAGAGACCAACAACAGAUCUAACGGCCAGGAUAUACCACACAUCCACACAUCAACGGGAUAAACCCCCCACCCCCUCCCUUUUCGUUCUUCUGUUCAGGAAAUGGAUGGAUCCUCACUCUCAUCUUCACAACAGGGGAGAGGGCAGGGAAAAAGGAAGGGUGGGGAAGGGUUUGUCUUGCUUUUAUUUAUAAAAACUAACCCCCCCAUACUCUUCUUACUUACUUAUUUGCUGGCUUAUGAUACCCCCUCUUUUUUUUUCAAUCGUGGAGUUGGCUCAAGAAAGCCAUCUCCACCAAAUCUUAUUUCUGACGAGUCUCCUUUUCGCCUUUUGGGGAAUUUUUGGCCCGGGGGGCGGGGGAGUUUUGGGUUCUUUUUGCCGGCGGGAAGAGGGGUCUCCGGCGCAUGUUUGCAUGAGGCGGGGUGUUUGUUGGGAACGGCCAUGGCUGAUGGGUCGAUGGACAGAUGGGGUGAGACGCGGAAAAGGGUGCCCUCGGCUGGAUGACUGAGCAGUUGGGCUGGGUUUGACAUUGUAAUCGCGUUACAAUGUUGAAGAAGAGAGGACGGCAACGGGGAAGCCCGGGCUCCCGGCGCACAUAUUCAACAAACACAAUUUCCCCGUGAGAAAUCCGCAAGCCAGAAGGGGAUGUUCCCGAGGAGGAAACACCGACACACUUGUGCGAGACGCGUGAUGAGGGGAUUGUGGCAGAGGAGUGUCCAGACGCAGAGAGGCGCGCGCGCGGUAUCCAGGACCGAGGGACGGAGUAUAGCCCCCAGGAAACGACCCGGAGCUGGGCUGGAGCCACGAAGGGUUUUCUUUACGCAUGACCAGGAAGCAAGCGAGCGAGCAAGCAAGCAAGCAAGGGUGAUGACGACCGACGAGAAGGGGCAUUACUGGGCGUUUUAGUUUGCAAGCGUGCAUGCAUUGAAGGACGGGGGAUAGACGGGCGUAUUGAUCACGCAUGAAGAUGCAGAGAUGCCCAAGGUCAAGAAGACACGCUCAAACGUUCACACGCUCACACAAAGAGAGAGAGAGAAAGAGGGAGAGAGAGAUUUACAUAUAGCCCAAAAAAAGGUCAAAGUCCCAUUCCUUGAUCCAGCCCUUGUUUUCCUUGUCCGAGAAAGGAAGGCGGAUGCCGAACUCUGCUUGUAAGGCGAUAUGAUGCCAAAGCCAGGCGAGGCAAGGCACGGGAUGCUGUUCUGUGGGCAGACUGGAGC